This is a messenger RNA of Fusarium oxysporum Fo47, 772 nucleotides long. RefSeq names its product RmlC-like cupin domain-containing protein. The record is from RefSeq and is a predicted model, not a curated record. The transcript is spliced from 3 exons. Lineage: Eukaryota; Fungi; Ascomycota; Sordariomycetes; Hypocreales; Nectriaceae. Bases 274 to 738 code for a protein of 154 amino acids.
CAAAUCAUCAGGUCACGCGCUUCUUCCUCAUCGCUCAAUAGUGCAUCAUUCGAAGUCUCAUUCAUUGAACCUCCGAGUCUCCUGUGUUACUGGCAUACUUGUUCUCUUAGCCAAUUACCAUUCUAGCGACGUCAUCUCCCGCUGGGAAUACCUUCAUCUUUCGCCGCCCACGUCACGCUGCUCUUUACUAGACAUCUGCAUCUCUUUGUGACUUUACUUUUGAUGCUACCGCGCAUCUCUUUUUGACCACUGUGAACAUAACCAAGCUCGCCCAUGAUGAGCUCGCUAUUACCGCUUAUCUCGGAAAUCCUUCCGAUGAUAAUGCCCGCCUCUGCCAACAUCACCCGCGCCAAACAACUCGAACCAACGCACCCAACUGUCGAAGGCCCUGUUAUUGAACGUCCAGCUGUUGUCGGAAAAUGCGAUAACAUGUGUGUAACUGUUCUUACAACGCGACCGCACUCCAAGUCUACAGUUCGACAUAACAGUGAACAGGAUACCAUCAUAUACGCCGUCUCGGGCAACGGCGUUCUCAUUGUGAACGAGGCUGUCAACUCUGAAUUAAAACACCAUGAUCUUGCACCCGGAGACUUUGCCUUUGUCCCCGCCUGGAUCGAACAUCAGGUCAAGAACGACACAGACGAAGAUGUCCAAUGGCUCAUGAUCCAAAGCGGUUCAACUCCUAUCCGCGCAGACUUGACAGAAUGGGGUGGCGAUGUGAUCCAGUCAAAGAAUUGAAGCAAAUGACGACGCAGUUUCAUUAUUAUAUCGA